CAACUAGAGAAAAGUAUACAAAAGCAGGCUGAUCAGGAUGUCGAACAGAAGUCCCAGAAACCAGAAGUAUCUGAGGUCGUAGCUGAGAAGAUAUCUGAAGAAAAGAUUGAGGAACCCAAGAAACCUGAAGUAAAGGACACUGAAGUUAAAUCAGAGAAAGCCGAAGCCUUGGAUAAACAAGCCCUGGAAGAAAAGCAACUUGAGAGUAGUGCACAAAAGCAAGCUGAUCAGGCUGUCGAACAGAAGUCCCAGAAACCAGAAGUAUCUGAGGUCGUAGCUGAGAAGAUAUCUGAAGAAAAGAUUGAGGAACCCAAGAAACCUGAAGUAAAGGACACUGAAGUUAAAUUAGAAAAAGCCGGAGUCUUGGAUAAACAAGUCCUGGAAGAAAAGCAACUUGAGAGUAGUGCACAAAAGCAAGCUGGUCAGGCUGUCGAACUGAAGUCCCAGAAACCAGAAGUAUCUGAGGUCGUAGCUGAGAAGAUAUCUGAAGAAAAGAUUGAGGAACCCAAGAAACCUGAAGUAAAGGACACUGAAGUUAAAUCAGAGAAAGCCGAAGCCUUGGAUAAACAAGCCCUGGAAGAAAAGCAACUUGAGAGUAGUGCACAAAAGCAAGCUGAUCAGGCUGUCGAACAGAAGUCCCAGAAACCAGAAGUAUCUGAGCUCGUAGCUGAGAAGAUAUCUGAAGAAAAGAUUGAGGAACCCAAGAAACCUGAAGUAAAGGACACUGAAGUUAAAUCAGAAAAAGCCGAAGCCUUGGAUAAACAAGCCCUGGAAGAAAAGCAACUUGAGAGUAGUGCACAAAAGCAAGCUGAUCAGGAUGUCGAACAGGAGCUGCAGAAACCAGAAGUAUCUGAGGUCGUAGCUGAGAAGAUAUCUGAAGAAAAGAUUGAGGAACCCAAGAAACCUGAAGUAAAGGACACUGAAGUUAAAUCAGAGAAAGCAGAAGCCUUGGAUAAACAAGCCCUGGAAGAAAAGCAACUAGAGAGUAGUGCUCAAAAGCAAGCUGAUCAGGCUGUCGAACAGAAGUCCCAGAAACCAGAAGUAUCUGAGGUCGUAGCUGAGAAGAUAUCUGAAGAAAAGAUUGAGGAACCCAAGAAACCUGAAGUAAAGGACACUGAAGUUAAAUCAGAAAAGCAGAGCCUGGAUAAACAAGCCCUGGAAGAAAAGCAACUUGAGAGUAGUGCACAAAAGCAAGCUGAUCAGGCUGUCGAACAGAAGUCCCAGAAACCAGAAGUAUCUGAGGUCGUAGCUGAGAAGAUAUCUGAAGAAAAGAUUGAGGAACCCAAGAAACCUGAAGUAAAGGACACUGAAGUUAAAUCAGAAAAAGCCGAAGCCUUGGAUAAACAAGCCCUGGAAGAAAAGCAACUUGAGAGUAGUGCACAAAAGCAAGCUGAUCAGGCUGUCGAACAGAAGUCCCAGAAACCAGAAGUAUCUGAGGUCGUAGCUGAGAAGAUAUCUGAAGAAAAGAUUGAGGAGCCCAAGAAACCUGAAGUAAAGGACACUGAAGUUAAAUCAGAAAAAGCCGGAGUCUUGGAUAAACAAGCCCUGGAAGAAAAGCAACUUGAGAGUAGUGCACAAAAGCAAGCUGAUCAGGCUGUCGAACAGAAGUCCCAGAAACCAGAAGUAUCUGAGGUCGUAGCUGAGAAGAUAUCUGAAGAAAAGAUUGAGGAACCCAAGAAACCUGAAGUAAAGGACACUGAAGUUAAAUCAGAAAAAGCCGAAGUCUUGGAUAAACAAGCCCUGGAAGAAAAGCAACUUGAGAGUAGUGCACAAAAGCAAGCUGAUCAGGCUGUCGAACAGAAGUCCCAGAAACCAGAAGUAUCUGAGGUCGUAGCUGAGAAGAUAUCUGAAGAAAAGAUUGAGGAACCCAAGAAACCUGAAGUAAAGGACACUGAAGUUAAAUCAGAGAAAGCAGAAGCCUUGGAUAAACAAGCCCUGGAAGAAAAGCAACUAGAGACUAGUGCACAAAAGCAAGCUGAUCAGGCUGUCGAACAGAAGUCCCAGAAACCAGAAGUAUCUGAGGUCGUGGCUGAAAAGAUACGUGAAGAAAAGAUUGAGGAACCCAAGAAACCUGAAGUAAAGGACACUGAAGUUAAAUCAAAGACAGCCGAAGCCUUGGAUAAGCUUACCUUGGAAGAAAAAGAACUGAAGGCUUGCUCACAGCAUUAUCCCAAGCCGUAG
Drosophila teissieri is the source of this 2181-nucleotide messenger RNA. Its product is annotated as triadin-like. The annotation marks the transcript as partial. The record is from RefSeq and is a predicted model, not a curated record. NCBI's taxonomy places the organism in Eukaryota, Metazoa, Arthropoda, Insecta, Diptera, Drosophilidae. The transcript has 2 exons.